AUGCUGAGCAAGGGCCUGAAGCGAAAGCGGGAGGAGGAGGAGGAGGAGGAGGAGAAGGAAACCCUGGCGGUGGACGCCUGGUGGCUGGAUCCCAGCCACUCGGCAGUAGCUCAGGCGCCCCCGGCCGUGGCCUCCAGCUCUCUCUUUGACCUCUCGGUGCUCAAGCUCCACCACAGCCUGCGGCAGAGUGAGCCGGACCUGCGGCACCUGGUGCUGGUAGUGAACACGCUGCGGCGAAUCCAGGCAUCCAUGGCACCCGCGGCUGCCCUGCCACCUGUGCCCACCCCGCCUACAGCCCCCAGCGUGGCUGACAACCUGCUGACCAGCUCUGAUGCUGCCCUCUCAGCCUCCAUGGCCAGCCUCCUGGAGGACCUCAGCCAUAUUGAGGGCCUGAGCCAGGCCCCACAGCCCCUGGUAGAUGAGGGGCCACUAGGCCGCCCCGCCGGGGGAGCCUCACCCAGCCUGGGCGCCUUGGACCUGCUGGGCCCAGCCACUGGCUGUCUGCUGGACGAUGGGCUCGAGGGCCUGUUUGAGGACAUUGACACAUCGAUGUAUGACAGUGAACUCUGGACACCAGUCUCUGAGAGCCACAAAUCCAGCCCUGAAGAUGGACCAGGCAAGGAGGUAGGUCCAGAUCUGGACGAGGCCGAGCUGGACUACCUCAUGGACGUGCUGGUGGGCACACAGGCACUGGAGCGACCCCCGGGGCCGGGGCGUUGA
Rangifer tarandus platyrhynchus (Svalbard reindeer) is the source of this 720-nucleotide messenger RNA. The record is from the annotation of a GenBank genome assembly. NCBI's taxonomy places the organism in Eukaryota, Metazoa, Chordata, Mammalia, Artiodactyla, Cervidae.